Aedes albopictus (Asian tiger mosquito) is the source of this 2751-nucleotide messenger RNA. RefSeq lists its product as uncharacterized. The record is from RefSeq and is a predicted model, not a curated record. The coding region runs from base 382 to 2580 and encodes 732 amino acids. Gene Ontology annotation, molecular function: nucleic acid binding; zinc ion binding; aspartic-type endopeptidase activity. The transcript has a single exon. Lineage: Eukaryota; Metazoa; Arthropoda; Insecta; Diptera; Culicidae. Gene Ontology annotation, biological process: proteolysis.
UAGUGUUGGGAACCACUGGAUCAACCUAGUGGUCAACCGAUCGCUACCACCACCAACACUGCUAUGCUCACUGGUAGCAGCUUGACUGCUACCCGUAGAUGCGCGAAAGCAUAAUGUAAAUAACAACAGAUCAGUCAUUGUAGUUAGUCCGCGCGCUUCCCGCAAAUGCAUGUACGUUUUUAGUUCGUUCUUUUAAUAAAGUUUUAUUUAUGUUAUUAAUGUACGUUCGCGUUUGAUUCAUGUGCAAUGAUGCACUCGACCACCCCGCCGGCGCGUACGUAACAGUGGCGACGAGGAAAAAGUGAAUUUUUGAGAACAUUUUCGCGCGAGUGAGUGAAAGUGUUUCCUUCACGGAAGAGGAGGAGGAUCUCGGAAGACGGAAUGUUUUCCCCACCCGGAGGUGACCGGCCAGGAUCAGUGCCGCCGGCGAAUGGACUGCAGCAGCAUCCAGCAGUUCCAAAUCACCAGCCGGGAGUGUCAUUUCAGCCACAGCAACCACCGUCGGUUCCAGUCAUCAACCCUCCUCCGUUCCUGCAGACCAGUGGUUCACAAGCUGGUUCAUACGUACCACAGCAGCAGCAGCAAAAUGUUUCGUCGGUCGAUCCGGUGACGCUGCAACUUUUUCAGCAGAUGCAACAGCAAAUCAAUCUGCAAUUUCAGCAGCAGCAGGCGUUCCUCACCCAGCAGUUGGACGUAUUCCGGACGGCGAUGUCGGCAAUCCAGGUCAGUGUUCCGACGAAUCCGGAGCAAAUACUCGACUCGCUGGCGAGUAACAUCCGUGAGUUCCGGUACGAACCGGACCAAAACGUUACAUUUGGCGGAUGGUUCGUUCGUUACGAGGAUUUGUUCGCCAAGGACGCCGUUCGACUCGACGAUGAAGCCAAGGUCAGGUUGCUGCUACGGAAGCUAGGCCCAUCGGAGCACGAGAGGUACACCAGCUACAUCCUCCCAAAGAGUCCCAAUGCAAUCAGGUUCGACGACACGGUGAGUAAGCUGAAAAGUUUAUUCGGAACACCAGAGUCUGUGAUCAGCAGACGGUAUCGGUGCUUGCGAGUCAAGAAGCAAGCCACCGAGGAUUACAAGAUGUUUGCCUGUCGGGUGAACAAACUUUGUGUCGAGUUCGAACUUGGGAAGCUCUCGGAGGACCAAUUCAAGUGCCUCAUGUUCGUCUGUGGGCUGAAGGCGGAAAGCGAUGCGGAGAUCAGGACGAGGUUGCUUAGCCGCAUUGAAGAGCGGGAUGACGUAACCCUGGAGCAGAUUUCAGAUGAGUGUCAACGACUUCUCAACAUCAAACACGAUACGACGAUGAUCGAGUCAGCGUCGUCGUCGGCAGCAGUGCAAUCACUGAAGAAGCAGGACGGAAAGAAGAACUACCGUUCCGAGAGGGGAUCAGCAGAACCAAGAUCCAGUCCUCAGAAGGGCGCCCGUCCAACAACGCCUUGUUGGAACUGCGGUGCCAUGCACUACUCCAGAGACUGUCCGUUCAAGAACAACCGGUGCAAGGAAUGUGGUCAAAUCGGUCACAAGGACGGAUACUGCUCCAGUGCCAAGAAAAUCAAGUCUCCCAGCAAGCGGUAUACGGGAAAGCCAGCGAAUAUAAGAAGUGUGCAGGUGAAGAACAUCCGGAAGCGACGAAGGUUCGUGAAAGCGGAAGUCAACGGCAGGCAAGUCAGUCUGCAGCUCGAUACUGCGUCGGACAUCAGUAUCAUCUCCGAGCAGACGUGGCAGAAGAUCGGGCAGCCUGCAUCAAUUCCAGCAACCGUCCAAGCAGCAACAGCGUCGGGCAAACCCCUGAAGCUACAGUUUCAGUGUUGCUGCGAAAUCAUCAUCAAGGGGGAGAAGCGCACUGGUCAAUUCUACGUAGUCCCGCAGCAGCUCAACCUGCUUGGGCUAGAUCUCAUCGAUGCGUUCAAUCUCGGGUCGAUGCCAAUGGACCAAUUCUGCAAUCAGGCGCAAAAUACAAACCAUCAUCAAGGUGCACGAUCAUUCAGAAAACAUAUCAACCAGUUGCGUUGCCGAGCAGGUGCUACCAACACACCAAAGCCCAGGACGAUUCCGUCCAAGGCCGGCAAACAUCAGUUGCCUUUGGACAUCCUGCUUCAAGCCUGCAAUCUGCAUCAGCCAAGCCAUGCUCAAUCAGCACGCCAUUCUCCAUCACGUUCACCUUCGCUACCAACUCUAGCAUCAUCCGUUCCGAUGGCACAGAUGCCAUCGACGCUUGCAGCACCAUCCGUGCACUCGACUCCACUGCAAGCUACACCAGCUCAACCGAGCCUGGUCUGGGUGUCUCCAGCCACGACGGAGACUCGUGGGUCGUCUUCUGUGUCUGCGUCAACGUCCAAAUUCCCAUCAUCCUCAGCAACAAGCUUCGCAGAGACCGAAACAGCUGGUUCGUUGCCUCGCCACUCUUUACGCCAACGAAGACCGCCGAUAAGGUUCGACCCGUACCAGCUGUAUAAAGAGGGGAGAUGUUGGGAACCACUGGAUCAACCUAGUGGUCAACCGAUCGCUACCACCACCAACACUGCUAUGCUCACUGGUAGCAGCUUGACUGCUACCCGUAGAUGCGCGAAAGCAUAAUGUAAAUAACAACAGAUCAGUCAUUGUAGUUAGUCCGCGCGCUUCCCGCAAAUGCAUGUACGUUUUUAGUUCGUUCUUUUAAUAAAGUUUUAUUUAUGUUAUUAAUGUACGUUCGCGUUUGAUUCAUGUGCAAUGAUGCACUCGACCACCCCGCCGGCGCGUACGUAACAG